Molecule: messenger RNA, 1333 nt
Organism: Onthophagus taurus
Lineage: Eukaryota; Metazoa; Arthropoda; Insecta; Coleoptera; Scarabaeidae
Gene: Dpit47
Product: DNA polymerase interacting tpr containing protein of 47kD
Biological process (GO): protein folding
Cellular component (GO): nucleus; cytosol
Molecular function (GO): Hsp90 protein binding; Hsp70 protein binding
Source: RefSeq, a predicted model, not a curated record
UAUUUUUAAAUCUGCAUUCGCUGAAUAUUAUUUAAUUAAACGCAACCCAACUAACGUUAUACAUCUGUGAAGUAAUUCCAAACAUACAUAACCUUAAAAAUUUUAAAGUCUCGUGUUUUCAAAAAUUGUUGUAUUAAAAUGGAUAACACCGUAAAAGAAAUAAAAAAACCGAUGACUGACGAAGAAAGGUUGGAAUUAGCAAAGAAAUUAGAUAAAGAUUUGGAUGAUUUUAUUAAUAAUCUCCCAAAAAAAAAGUAUGCAGAUGGUUGGCCCGAAGAUAAAUGGGAGGAAGAGAUGGAGAAGCACCCCUUUUUCAUGAAAACCGCCCCAAAACCAGGAGACGAAUUACACCCAUUAUACGAAGGGUUACAACAACUUAAAUACGACCCAAACGAGAACUCCCCAACAGAAUUAGCCACCUCUUACAAAGAUGAUGGAAAUUUUAACUUUAAACACAAAAACUACAGACUCGCAAUUCUUUCAUACACCGAAGGCAUAAAAGUAAAAUGUGGAGACCCCGAAAUAGAAUCAUCCCUACUUAACAAUCGAUCCGCAGCGAAUUAUUACCUAAAAAAUUAUCGAUCAAGUUUAAGAGAUUCAGAAUUAGCCUUAAAAAUUAAACCGGAUUAUGUAAAAGCCCAAAUUCGAGCGGCAAAUUGUUGUUUUUACUUAAACCAAAUUGAAAAGUGUUUCGAAUAUUGCGAUUUAAUCUUAAAAAAGAACCCCUCCAGUGAGAUUUUAAAAUUAAAAAAAGACUGUAUGAGUUUAAAAAAACAAUUAGAAAGAGAUUCGAGAAAAAAAGAGUUUGAAAAUAAAAAGAAAUCGAAACAAGAAGAAGCUUUAAUGAAAGAAAUUAAUAAUAGAGGAGUUAAAAUUAGGAAUCUAAAAGAAUUAGAUGUUAAUUUCCCAGGAAUAGGUUUUAGUCGAGUUUAUUUAAACGAAGAAAAUAAUCUCGUAUGGCCUGUUAUUUUUAUGUAUCCUGAGUACAAAGAGACGGAUUUUAUUGCUAAUUUUAUUGAGACUGAUUUGUUCGUAGAUCAUCUCCAUGUCAUCUUUGAAAACACUCCAGAUUGGGAUUUGCAUAAAAAAUAUCAAAUAAACAAUUUAAAUGUGUAUUAUGAGAACCCACAAAAGCCGAGUAUACAUAAAGUUGAUGUUAAUUUAAGCUUAAAGGAGAUUAUGCAGGAAAAAAUGUUUAUAUUAAAAGGGGGGUCUCCUUCUUUUAUUAUUUUAGUGAAAGAUAGUGUGGCUGAGAAGAAAUUCUUGGAUAAUUAUUAAUUAAAUGUAAAAUUAUGUAAUUUAAAAGUUAAUUCUUACAGCGCCAUCUAUUAGU